AUUUUUUUUCCUUCUAUUUGUUAUUAGGUGUUGAUCAUUGUGAUCAUCGUCUCCUCUUCACAUACUCAUAAAUACUCUUCUCAGAGAAGAUAAGAGACGAACAAGAGUUUCUUUUGUGUCUGUGACUGUGUCUCCUGUAAUAACGAGCCAUGUCUGAAACUCAGCAGGUUCAGAACUCUACUGGGUCAAUCCCAUCUUCCGACAAAACUGAAGAUACCUUGACGAAGGUGAAAGUUAACGAAGAGAAUACAGAUGAAACAAGUCUGUUUCCUGAUCGUCCUGGUGAGAGAGAUUGCCACUACUUUAUGAGGACUGGCAAGUGUGGCUAUGGAAGCAGCUGCCGUUACAAUCAUCCUGUUUCUCAUGUUCCAGAGGCUGUGUUUUACCACAGAGAGGAACUGCCUGAGAGGGUUGGACAGCCAGACUGUGAGUAUUUUCUCAAGACAGGAGCCUGUAAGUAUGGCGCGGCAUGUAAAUAUAACCACCCAAAGGACAGGAACGGUGCUGGACCGGUGCUGUUUAAUACCCUCGGUUAUCCUAUGCGUCAGGGUGAGAAGUCAUGCCCAUAUUACAUGCAGAAAGGGAUGUGUAGGUUCGGAGUUGCCUGCAAAUUCCAUCAUCCUCAGACUCAUAAUGCCCAACCUACUAGCUUUCCUUUUGGUGGUAGCUUGCCGGUGAUGUCUUUGCCUCCUGCAACAUAUGAAGCUAUGUCACGUCCUCAAGCUCUUCACCCUCAGGCAUAUUCCUUUAUGGUUGCACCUCCUCAAGGCUGGUCUACUUUCAUGGGUGGUUAUGAUAUGAAAACUGAGCUUGACUCCAGUUCUGAAAGAGCUGAAUGUAGGUUUUUUAUGAAAACUGGGACCUGUAAAUAUGGAGAUAGUUGCAAAUACAGUCAUCCAAAAGAAAGGAUGUUACUAUCACCACGACCAAAUCUCUUUAACCCUGUGGUUCUCCCUGCUAGACCAGGACUACCCGCAUGUGGUAACUUCAAGGCCUAUGGGUUUUGCAAGUAUGGAGCAAACUGCAAGUUUGAUCACCCUGUGCCAGUAAACACUUACAACAACACAGGCUCCACCAUGCCUUCCCCCCCUUCUGCUUAUGCUCCACCGGUUUCAACUCCUGUGAGGAUCACAUCACCCCCAAGCCGCUCCAAUGGUGGUGAUAAACCUGCUGCAGAGGAUAACAGCUCAGAGACUGUGAAAGAAGAGGAUGGACCGGAGAAGUCAGAAGUGCAGGACGAUGAUCCGUCACCAGUUGACACCUCCGGAAAGCAGGACUCAUCUGAUAAAGCCGCAUGACCAUGAUCCGAGUUUCUAACAAUCUCUAAAUUUCUUUCUGCCCUUUUUGUGAAUUUUUUGGAAGAAGGGCUUGGACAUUUUCUAUCUUUUUCUUUUUGGAUUUUUAAGACAGCCAUGGCUGAAACAAAAUAGGAAUUGAAUAUAUUUUUUUUUAAUUGGUUGAUAAAGUUUGACAUCAAUUAGCCAUUUUCAGAUGCUAACCA
Messenger RNA from Brassica oleracea var. oleracea, 1501 nucleotides. RefSeq names its product zinc finger CCCH domain-containing protein 26-like. The record is from RefSeq and is a predicted model, not a curated record. Bases 150 to 1298 code for a protein of 382 amino acids. Gene Ontology annotation, molecular function: mRNA binding; metal ion binding. Lineage: Eukaryota; Viridiplantae; Streptophyta; Magnoliopsida; Brassicales; Brassicaceae. The transcript has 7 exons.